Molecule: messenger RNA, 2098 nt
Organism: Doryrhamphus excisus (bluestripe pipefish)
Lineage: Eukaryota; Metazoa; Chordata; Actinopteri; Syngnathiformes; Syngnathidae
Source: RefSeq, a predicted model, not a curated record
GGGUCGAUACUUUCCAACAGGAUGUGCUCGAUAAAGCCGUCAAUAAAGCCACUGUCAAGUGUGCUCGCAUGCAUCAGAUGCUGAUAAAACCGGCAAAGAACCGUAGCGUUUAAACCAAAGAUGAGCACCGCCGAGAUCCCGCCCGGCUUGAAGGAGCUCCUGCACCGAUACACGGUGGAGGUGCUUCGCCACAGGCCAUCAAACUUGGCGGAAUUCGCCGUGCAGCAUUUCACGCAGGUCCUGGAGAAGCAGAAGCGAGGCGACAAGAAGCGUGGCGGCAAAGGGGUCACCUUUGCUACCGAUGAGAGCGCCGCUGAGGACAAAGAAGACAAAAAAUGGGAGGAGCCUGUUAAGUCCACCGCUGGCAAAUAUAACCGCAGAGUUUCAGUUUGUGCAGAGGCCUACGACCCCGACGAGGAUCAGGACGACGACGCCGAGCCUCGGGUCGUGCAUCCCAAAACGGAUGAGCAGCGUCGCCGGCUUCAGGACGCGUGCAGGGACAUUUUACUCUUUAAAACGCUGGAGCAGGAGCAGUUUUCGGAGGUUUUGGACGCCAUGUUUGAGGUGCAGGUCAAAGCUCAGGAGCACAUCAUCGACCAAGGAGAUGAUGGAGACAAUUUCUACGUCAUAGAGAAAGGCGUUUACGAUAUAUUGGUGGAGAAGGAAGGAGUGAGCGUACGCGUGGGAAAGUACGACCACAAGGGCAGUUUUGGCGAGCUGGCUCUCAUGUACAACACGCCGCGAGCCGCCACCAUCGUGGCAACGGAGGCGGGCGCCCUGUGGGGCCUGGACAGAGCCACCUUCCACAGGCUGAUUGUGAAGAACAAUGCCAAGAAGAGGAGGAUGUACGAGGCCUUCGUGGAAUGUGUUCCUCUUCUCAAGUCUCUGGAGCUGUCAGAGAGAAUGAAGAUCGUGGACGUGUUGGGAGCACGAAGCUUUAAAGAUGGCGAGCGCAUCAUAGCGCAGGGAGACAUGGCCGAGUGUUUCUUCAUCGUGGAGUCGGGGGAAGUGAGGAUCACCAUCAAAAGCAAAACGAAGGUGGGCCAGCAGGACCAAGCGGAGGUGGAGGUGGCUCGUUGUUCUCGAGGACAAUAUUUUGGGGAGUUGGCUCUGGUCACCAACAAACCUCGUGCAGCUUCUGUCUACGCUGUUGGAGCAACCAAAUGUUUAGUGAUUGACAUCCAGGCGUUUGAGCGGCUGCUGGGUCCGUGUAAGGAGAUCAUGAAGAGGAACAUUUCUCAGUACGAGGAGCAGCGUGCGGCGUUGUUUGGUCCCGGCGUGGAUUUGAAACACUAGCACACCUGAAAUGUUUCAUGUAAUCACAUGACUUGGUUUGUACGUCUAGCUAAAAGCUACAAAUGGGCAAGUGUGUGUAUUUUGUUAGCAGUAAAUUCAAGAUUCAAUAAAGAUUAUUGCUAAGUAUGCUGUAGAUUUUUUUUUUUUUAUUUGAGUUACAAAAUAUGAAGUGCCAUCAGCAGACUCCAGAGCAGAGUUUGCUAACCUUCUUGUGUUACAACUAUUUACACCCAAUAACAAAAACAAAAAAAAACAAGAACUGAAGAAUAGCCAUCUGUAUCCACACUGCUCUGGUAUAAUCCCAGACUUCAAGUCUCUGCCAGGUUUUUCCGAGUUCUGUUAUCAAAGUUUAAAUAUUUAAAAUAUUUACAUAGUCCUGUAUUCCAAAAAAAAAAACGUCCCAAAGCAAACUGUAGCAUGAUCGAUGAAAAUGAAGGAGCCAGAUGUGUAAACUGUUUCAGUAGUGUGGAAAACAAAACUAAGCAAGAUGGUGGAAUAAAAAUGUGGUCCUCUGUGCAGGGUCUUUGUUUAUUCCUCCUCGGUCUGUACAUUUUUUUAAAAUUACAUGAUGAAAUUGUCUUUUCUUUCCAUCCUCCUCGUGGAAACAAAAAAUAAAAAUAAAAGACCAUUCGGGCAGUCGACUCGUUCUUCCUCAUCAAGAAUCCUGAUGUUUUUUUUUUUAUCUUGAGAGAAAACUCCAAUAAAUAGAAACAGCAGAAAUGGUCCAAAAAAAAAAAAAAGAUUGAUUCUGGUUUGGUCCAUCCCAGAGUUCUUUUGAGAAGGACAAAAAAAACACCAGAUA